Molecule: messenger RNA, 1275 nt
Organism: Chenopodium quinoa (quinoa)
Lineage: Eukaryota; Viridiplantae; Streptophyta; Magnoliopsida; Caryophyllales; Amaranthaceae
Exons: 4
Coding region: 1-1275 (424 amino acids)
Source: RefSeq, a predicted model, not a curated record
AUGGUUAGAGAUAUUGGCGGAUUAAAUGAAACUAAAAACACAUGUUUGGAAGAGAUGGUUGCGGGUUUCUUAUACACAUUAGCUCACCAUAAGAAAAAUAGAAUGAUGGGUGCUCACUUUUAUAGAAGUGGUGAAACUAUUAGUAGACAAUUUCAUGCUUGUUUGUUAGCAAUCUUAAAGUUACAUGUUGUUCUUCUUAAGAAACCAACUCCAAUACGAGAGGAUUGUGACGAUGAAAGGUGGAAAUAUUUCAAGAAUUGUUUAGGUGCCCUUGAUGGUACAAUGAUUCUAGUUAAUGUUCCUUGUGAUGAUCGACCCAAAUAUCGCACUAGAAAAGGCACCAUUGCUAUGAAUGUUCUAGGAGUAUGCUCACCUGAGAUGGAAUUUACAUAUGUCUUACCCGGUUGGGAGGGAUCGGCACAUGAUUGUCGGAUUCUUCGAGAUGCUAUUUCUAGGCCUAAUGGGUUGAAAGUUCCUAAAGGUUGUUAUUAUCUAUGUGAUGGAGGAUAUACUAAUAGAGAGGGAUUCCUUGCACCAUAUAGAGGGCAUCUUUAUCAUCUUAAAGAAUGGAAUAAUGGCCCCCGACAACCUCAAAACGCUGAAGAAUAUUUCAACUUAAGGCAUGCGAAAGCUAGAAAUGUGAUUGAGAGAUGCUUUGGGUUACUCAAGGGAAGAUGGGGAAUUCUUAGAAGUCCUUCUUGGUUUAGUUUAAAAACACAUGGUCGAAUUGUGCUUGCUUGUGCCUUAUUACAUAACUUGGUAAAAAGAUACAUGCUUGCAGAAUUUGAUGAUGAUGACUUGUAUGAGGAAAGUGAUAGUGAUGAUGAUGAUGGUGAUGCUAGUGAUGAAGAUGAUGUGGAUUACAUAACUUCCAUUGCUGUAACCGAUCCAUGGACUAAUUUUCGAAAUACAAUGGCCCAAAAUAUGUUUAAUGAGUGGAGGGCUAGAAACCGCAGACUUAGUUCUAUUAUGGAAGAAAGUAGUGCAAGUGGAGGUGGAAGGGGGAGAAACAAACGAUUUUGGACCGCUCAAGAAGAUGAAGUCCUUGUGGAAGCAUUGUCAGAGCUAGCUGUAGAUCCUCACUGGAGGUGUGAAAAUGGAUUCCGAAGCGGCUAUAUGGUUCGCUUGGAGGAGGUCAUAGGUAAGGCUCUUCCUGGUUGUGGUUUAAAGGCUACACCACACAUUGACUCUCGGAUUAAGACACUUGGAGCCAAGUUUAGGGCUAUUUCUCAAAUGUUAAAUACAAGUGGAUUCGUUUGGGAUGAUGAAAAAUAA